AUGGGGGCCGCGGGGGAGCGGCCUGAGGGCGCCGGGGGGGCCCCGCGGCUCUGCUGGAAGGCUGCCGAGCCCCUGCUCCGUCCCGGGGCGCUGCCGCCCUGUGUGGUUGUGCCGGUGCGGAGCAGGAGGAAGGGCCCGCGGCUGCCCGAGUGGGCCCGGGAGCUGAGCCCUGAGGAGAGGGACAGGCGGCUCCGGUCCGCGGCGCCGAUCUUCCCGGACGAGCGCAUGGAGCGCACCUUCUUCUUGGCUUGCACGGCUGAGAUCAUGGACCCCUACGUCCCUCCCGAGGGCGAUGCCCGCCUGACCUCGCUGUCCAAGGACGGCGUGAAGCAGCAGAUGCAGAAGCUGAGGCAGACAGCGGCCUCCCAGCUGGCCCUGCGGAAGAUCAAGGAUCACGACCCGGAUUUCAGCACCAAAACCUUCCCUGAGAGAGCCCAGGAGAUUUUUAUUGAGGCCCACAACUCCCUGGCAAACUUCAACAAGCAGAAGCUUCACUCCCUGGUGACCGAGCGCUGCUACCCCGACAUGGUGCGUGGCAACAGGUACAAAACCAUCCGCUGGAGGUUCCUGGAGUCCCUGGAGCCCCCCAGGGUGGUGCACGUGCGCUGUGAGAGCAUCCUGAACCGCGGCAACCUCUACGGGCAGGUGACAGUGAGGAUGCACAGCCGCCAGAUUUUGGCCAUCUAUGACCGCUUUGGGCGGCUCAUGUACGGCGGGGAGGAGAUUCCCAAGGACGUUCUGGAGUAUGUUGUGUUUGAGAGGUACCUGGUGAACCCCUAUGGAGCCUGGAGGAUGCACGGCAAGAUCGUCCCGGAGUGGGCCCCACCCAAGGAUCCCAUCAUUAAGACCGUGAUGAUUCCAGCCCCGGAUCCCUCACAGGAACAUGAAACAGUGAAGUAGAAAGUUCUGGAACGUGGACAGGGACAACAAACAGGGCAGGAGGAAGGACUGGGGAUGUGCUGGACCUGGCUGUGCCUUCAGGACUGGGCUCCAACCACUCCAGAUUUGUCCUUCACGGAGCCGAGGGGUGGGAGCGGGCCUGGGAUGAGCUCUGGGAAGAGCUUGGCUCUGUCCCACACUCCGUGUGCUGCAGCCUCACCCUCGCUGGGUUCCCAUGAGGAUGAGGAGCCUUGGAGCAUCCCCAGGCCACCCUCUGUCCUGGAAUUCCAUGGGAGAGCCCUUGGAAUGUUUGUCACCCCCAUGGGAGGGGGCGCAGAGCUGCUGCUCAGUCAUUAAAACUUCACCAGGGGCUUUGGCACCCGUCUCUUUCUCUGCUGAUUCCCUAACUCCUGUUUUUAACAGAAACCAGGAAAAUUUACAUCAAGUUCUGUGGGGAAGGGGGUGCUGCCUUUGGGGUGCCCAGAGGAGCUGCAGCACAGCUGGUAAUUGGAUUUAAUUCCAGUUUUGGUUCCUCACAAGGCUGGGGUUGGUGGCAGAGCUGCUGCUGUCGCUGAGGGACUGGCACCAUCCUGUGGACACGGUGACAUUUGCAGCUGUCCCUGCUUUGCCUGCGUUGGGAAAACACUUUUCGUUUUUUCCUCCCUGUGAGGCUCGUCCUCUAUUCCUGCUCUGCUCAGCCAGUUCUCCUCACUCGCAGAGAAGAAUCCUCCCUGCUCACCCAAGAACAAACCCUUUUCUCCUCCUCGUCCUGCUUUUUAGCUCAGCCACUUCAGAGCGUGGGAGAGUUCAGGGAAUUCCUGUUUCUUCCUUCAGAGGGAUUUUGCCGAGCUGUGAAAGAGGAGCUGUGGCUCCUCUUUUCUCCCCAGUGUUCCAUUUGGGAGGGCAGGACCUCCUCUUUGUGCUGUGCUGGGAGAGGAGCCAGCAGUGCAAUCCCUGCCAUGUCCUUUGGGAUGCCACAGGGGUGUCACAAUCCCUCUGUUCCUAAAUAAAAAACCAAAAAUCUGUU
Camarhynchus parvulus is the source of this 1906-nucleotide messenger RNA. It is a transcript of the gene MRPL45, whose product is annotated as mitochondrial ribosomal protein L45. The record is from RefSeq and is a predicted model, not a curated record. The transcript has 8 exons. Gene Ontology annotation, cellular component: mitochondrion. Lineage: Eukaryota; Metazoa; Chordata; Aves; Passeriformes; Thraupidae. The coding region runs from base 1 to 900 and encodes 299 amino acids.